Messenger RNA from Malus domestica (apple), 1448 nucleotides. RefSeq lists its product as uncharacterized. The record is from RefSeq and is a predicted model, not a curated record. NCBI's taxonomy places the organism in Eukaryota, Viridiplantae, Streptophyta, Magnoliopsida, Rosales, Rosaceae.
UAAAUCAGGGCAGGACCAAAUACGACGCCGUCGAACAGAAUCGAGUUUCUUUAGCUCGUAGACUGUAAAAGCGGUUUGUGGCUGCGCGAGCUGCGAGGAAGACAACAAUGGCGACGGAACUGGAAGAGCUAGUGGGAUUUCUAUCCUCUCCAUCUCCAGCAGUGACAAAGGCAGCUGUUGAUAUCGUUCGGGGGCUAACCGGCUCCGACGACGGCCUGCAGUCUUUGGCCAAUUAUUCGAAGAUUCUGCUUCCGUCGUUAUCUCGUCUCGUAGCCGGAAACAAGGAGGUCGCGGAACCUGCAGCGGAAGCUCUUGUUAAUCUUUCACAAAAUUCAGGUCUAGCGGCGAAGAUGGUUGACAUGGGAAUGAUUAACGUUGCUAUGGACGUUUUGUAUAAGCCAGGGUCUGGCAUUAGCCCAUUGCUGGUUAUGCUUUUAGUUAAUCUCACGCAGUUGGAUGUCGGUGUUACUUCUUUACUGCAGACUGGAGACGAGAAGAUGCAAGGGCUCUAUGUUAUGAAGCUUGUGAGAUCAUUUUGUAGAUCUUCGGAUGAAGCUAGCGAAGAUCCAUUUGAGCAUGUUGGUUCCAUACUUGUAAACAUCUCAAAGCAGGAAGCAGGAAGGAAGCUUUUGCUGGACCCUAAGCGAGGGCUUUUAAGGCAGAUUAUUAGACAGUUCGACUCUCCUAGUCCUUUGAGAAGGAAAGGGGUUUCUGGAACUAUUCGCAACUGUUGCUUUGAGGCUGAGAGCCAGCUUCAGAAUUUGCUUUUGAUUUCAGAGUUUCUCUGGCCAGCUCUGCUUCUUCCGGUUGCUGGUAACAAGAUUUACAGUGAACAGGAUAGAUCGAAAAUGCCACUUGAGCUUGGGAGUGCUCUCUCAAUUGAGCGUGAACCAGUUGAUGAUCCUGAAAUUCGUGUUCAAGCACUGGAGGCCAUAUACUUGAUAACAUUACAGGAGGCAGGUCUAAGAGCCUUCUGGUCCGUCAAUGGACCGAGAAUAAUACAAGUAGCUACGAAGACGAGGAAGAUCUUAAAGUAAUGGGAGCAUAUGAGCAACUUGGCGCCUUGUUGAUUAACAGCAGCGGGACAGAGGAACCAACAACCGAGACAUCUAAUUAGCACGACCGAUGUUCAUUACUUGAUUCGGGGGAUCUUCUACAGGCACUCCACGCUGCUCGUUGGAAAUCAAAGCGAGGGCCUUCGGUUGAUUUGUGUUAUUGCGUAACCGUUAGCGGUGUCAGAAGAGAAGUUUUCAGCUGGUUAGAAAUAGAGCAUGUUGAUUUAGGGAUUAAAUCUGAACAGUUUUUAUGCUUGGAAGAAGAUGAGAAGUGGGAAAGAGAUAUUUGCUAGUUUCAUUGGUUCUUAUGUAAACCUCUGCUUUGUAUGAAUCCUCAAGUUGGAAUAUCUUAAACAAUAAACUCUCCUGUGUAACCGAGUGAAAAACGAGGGA